AUGCUCGCAGCGACCACCCCCCUCCGGACCGCGCGCCUCGCGGCCCUCUUCCUCACCUUCGCGUUCGGCGUGAUCGGCUUCGCGACGGGCAUUAACGCGCUCGUGAAGUCAAACGACCAAAAGGACCUCGUCAAGAACCAGGCGCCGCUCGGCGCGGUCGUCACCAUCGACACCGGCGACGUCUUCAAGGUCGGCUGCGUCGUGACCGCCGUCUGCGCCGCGCUGGCGGCGCUCUCCCUCGCCUCCCUCGUCCUCCUGCUCUUCACGCGCCCCGCGAAGAGCGGCGCGGCGCUCUCGACGCGCACGCUGCCGCUCCAGGGCGGGCUGUUCGCGUUCCUCACGCUCUGGCUGUUCGCCGCGUUGGUCGCGAUGACGGACUUUGUCGCGAACAGGGAGGCGAAGGUGACCGCGUUCAUCGGGACCCUCCAGCUGCAGCCCGCCGUGAUCAAGACGGUCGAGGCGCAGCUCGGCGUGACGUCCGUGUACCGCGAGAUCGACUACCUCAGGCUUGCCGUCAUCCUGCCGUGGAUUGCGUUCCUCUUCGGCGCGAUCUCGACCGCGUUGUCUUUCGCUGCCGCGCGGCGUGCGCGUCACGUAUCGGCUGCUCCGGUUUCGGCUCCAGUUGCCGCGUCGGAACCUGCGCCCAGCUUCAAGGGCAAGAAUGAAGCGAACGUCGAGCAGGUGCAGGUGUAG
Molecule: messenger RNA, 693 nt
Organism: Trametes versicolor FP-101664 SS1
Lineage: Eukaryota; Fungi; Basidiomycota; Agaricomycetes; Polyporales; Polyporaceae
Exons: 2
Coding region: 1-693 (230 amino acids)
Source: RefSeq, a predicted model, not a curated record